Molecule: messenger RNA, 588 nt
Organism: Coffea arabica (coffee)
Lineage: Eukaryota; Viridiplantae; Streptophyta; Magnoliopsida; Gentianales; Rubiaceae
Molecular function (GO): nucleic acid binding
Source: RefSeq, a predicted model, not a curated record
AUGAAUGGAGCAGUAGAGGUUGCAAAUAAGAACUUGAAGAAAAUAAUCCGUAAGAUGAUUGAGAGACACCGUGAUUGGCACGAGAAGGUCCCUUAUGCAUUAAUGGCAUAUAGAACUGCUAUUCGGACUUCUACUGGGGCAACUCCCUAUAAUCUCACGUAUGGAAUGGAAGCAGUUUUGCCAGCCGAAGUCAAAAUCCCUUCUUUGUGCAUUUUAAUGGAGGCCAAACUGGAGGAGGCUGAGUGGAUUCAACAACGUCAUGAGCAGUUGUCUUUAAUUGAUGAGAAAAGGUUAAAUGCCAUUUGUCAUGGUCAAUGUUAUCAAAAGAGGGUAGCCCGUGCUUACAAUAAGAAGGUCAGACCACGAAUAUUCACAGAAGGAGAUAAAGUGUUGAAACACAUUUUGCCAGUACAAGAGGAAGCUAAGGGGAAAUUUGCGCCAAAUUGGCAAGGCCCUUUUAUUGUCCAGAAAAUUUUGUCCGGGGGAGCGCUCAUUCUUGCAGAAAUGGAUGGGACAAUUUCUAAUCAAGUGGCACAUGAUGUCAAAAACAUCUUCACCUAUUUUGCAAGGAAAGAAUUGUUAUACUGA